Molecule: messenger RNA, 1386 nt
Organism: Suillus bovinus
Lineage: Eukaryota; Fungi; Basidiomycota; Agaricomycetes; Boletales; Suillaceae
Exons: 3
Coding region: 1-1386 (461 amino acids)
Source: RefSeq, a predicted model, not a curated record
AUGUUGACAAAAUGCCCUGCCUGUGCCUGCGACAACCUUACUGUUAUUGACCUCAGUCAACAUCUUGCUAAGAGCCGUGAUCCCUGUUGUCAUGCGCUGUACUGUCAAUCACAUACCCAUGUCAAUUCAGAAUUCCAACCUCUCAAUGAACCUCGCAACAAGUCUGAGGUGCCUGAGGGACCACAUCAUAUGUAUGAGGAAGAAAUGCAGGACUUCGAAGACGAAGUCCUGCAAUCAUUUGCUGAGCAUGACGGAAAUGGCGAGCAUGACGGAAAUAGCAGUGACAAGGAAGAUGGUAGGGAGGAUAAUGAAUGGAAGCUGCCAGUGCAGGAGGAUGAGGGAUGGGCAGGGGUGGAAGUAGAUGAUCCUAUGGACGACAAUGACGGCAGUAUCGACUGCGAAAUGUGCCACCAGAUUGAACAGCAAAUUGCAGAUCACAAUAGAGUCAUUGAGUCUUAUCCCAAUCAUCGAGCAGGACAGCCUAUCACCCAAGCCAAAAUUCAAAAUGUGAAUGCUACAUAUGCUUCCAGUAUCAACAACUUGAAUGCGGAAAAUCCUUAUGCUCCGUUUUCCUCUCAAAUGGACUGGGAGGUUGCGCAAUGGGCGAAGUUACAUGGCCUGAGCUCAACAGCAUUUUCGGACUUGCUUAGUAUUGAUGGUUUAGGGCUGAACACCUUGGUCUGUCUUACAAAAAUGCAAGGGGGCUUAAUAGUAUCAUCGACACACAACUUCCUGGUCAUCCGAGGUUUUGCCAUGAACAGGUUGUUGUUGUGGGCGAAGUGUUCAAUAUUUUCUACUGCGGACAUACUCGAAUGCAUCAAGGAUCUCUAUGGCAACCCAGACUUUGCCGACUUUCUUGUGUUUGCACCAGAACACCAUUACACAGACGCUGAUAAAACAGUUUGGUAUUUCGGCGACAUGCACACAGAUAAAUGGUGGUGGAGUACUCAGAAAAAGCUCGACAAACAGCGGCCAGGCGCAACUAUCGUUCCCAUCAUCAUUUCAACUGAUAAAACACAAGUCACUGUGUUCCGUAACAAAACCGCAUACCCUGUCUACCUUACUAUUGGUAAUAUACCGAAAGAGAUUCGUCAAAAACUGUCCCAACGCACACAAAUCCUUCUUGGGUAUCUUCCCACAACUCGCCUUGAGCAUAUUACCAACAAGGCUUCAUGUCGCAGAAGUGCUGCAAACCUUUAUCAUGCUUGCAUGUCUCAUAUCUUGUCACCGCUGGAAAAAGCUGGUCUUGAUGGUCUAGUGAUGCAAAGUGGGGAUGGCGUCUCACGCCAUUGUCAUCCUCUCUUCACUUGCUUUGUUGGUGAUUACCCCGAACAACUAUUGGCUACUGGAGUCAAAACUACAGAAUGCCCGAAUUGUGAUAUCUAG